Rhagoletis pomonella (apple maggot) is the source of this 687-nucleotide messenger RNA. RefSeq names its product putative nuclease HARBI1. The transcript has 2 exons. The record is from RefSeq and is a predicted model, not a curated record. NCBI's taxonomy places the organism in Eukaryota, Metazoa, Arthropoda, Insecta, Diptera, Tephritidae. Bases 13 to 555 code for a protein of 180 amino acids.
GACGAAAGUGACAUGGAAUGCGAGGUUCUAGAGCGCAUCAUUAUAACGCGACGUCCACGGUAUAUAAGGGAUGCGCCAACCCGUUUCAGAGACUUCGACGAGAAGGAUUUCCGGGACAGAUUUCGUGUAAGCAAAGCGUCAGCAUGGAUGGUGUUAAGGAUGAUACGGGAAAAAAUCCAACAUAAAAUUACAUGGAACAGUGCUCUAACUCCCGAAGAAAUGCUUCUGGUCACUUUGCGAUUCUAUGCCACGGGUUGCAUGCAAAGGACUGGAGGGGACUUAAUCGGAGUUUCUAAUAGCACUACUUCCCGAGUCAUAAGGUUGGUUUCGCACCACAUAGCUGUAUUACGAGCGCAGUUUAUUUCAUUUCCCACAACUGCAGAAGAGCAAAGACGGCUGCACGAAAAGUUUUAUUUAGUAGGGAAAUUUCCUCGCGUGGUAGCGGCUUUAGACUGCACGCAUAUAAAAAUAAUAUCACCAGGUCAGUGUCAGAAAUUGAAAACUAAUAACCAAAUUCAACAAAAAUUAAAUAGUUUUGAAUUGCUUUGUAAAUAGCAAAGUUCUGUUCUUAGGGAAAUAUUUAGCUAUUUGUACAACGAUUUUGGUGUGAAGGCGGAGGGGGUGGAGCGUGCCCCCACCCCCCAAACCUCCCAUAAAAGAAAGAGGAUGGACCGCACUAUAUGAAAA